AUGUUCCUCUCGCAGAUCCAUGAAUUCCACCAACUUCAACAGUUGAUAAAUAAGUAUGCCGCCGCGUCCAAUGCCUCUCUCAACUAUCACAAGACGCAAGCAUUGUCUCUCUCUGGUGUACCGCACGAAUCCUGGAUUCUCGGCCUUCGCGCGUCUGGUAUCUCGUCUUGGCAUGACCAGAAUGCUACCGCUCCCAUCAUCUAUCUCGGAUACCCUAUUUGUUCAUCUACCGCUCAAAAGAACUCAUAUUUCGAUGCUCUUCUCACUCGUCUCCGGGACUUUUGUCGCCUUCAUUCGGUACGCAACCUUACCUUUCGAGGACGGGUUACUGUUCUCAAUUCACUCUUGUUCUCUAAAGUGUGGCAUAUUGCACGCUUGUUUCCUUUUUCGGCUAACGAUAUUCACAAGCUACAACAGCUGGGCGCCUCGUUCGUUAACCAAAAUGCCAAACUAACUCGAUUCUCUUUCGCUACUCUCUGCCUCCCUCGUUCUCAUGGCGGCCUUGGUCUUUUGGAUCCUGCUGUGCAGAUCAACGCCCUUCAGUGGCGCUGGCUUCAUCCACUUUUGCACCCAUCCGAUCCCACUCCUCCUACCAAGACUUCUCUUCCUUAUCUCCGUGUCAUCCUCAACUUCUUCCUCGCUACUCCCUCAUACCCCACCUACCACUGGUCUCUCCUCUUUCCUGCCUGUAGACCAUCAAGCGCCAGAAAGGUCAUCGCUCCUCUCUACAACAUUCUUCGCGCCGUAGAUACCAUUGUUCGUAAGUUUGGUGUCUGUCAUGUUUCCUUCAGUACUUGUCUACGCCUGCCAUUUUCGACCUUGGUUGAACAUAACCUUCCACCCAACCAUAGCUUAUCGCCUACAUUUCGCUCACCAAAGGAAGUGGUAAAACACUACCCCAGAGUGCUUCAACUUACAGGUAAUGAUGUUUUCAUCUUUGAUACCACCACUCAAGCUCUUCAACUUCGCACUUCGGUCAUUGGCCUACCCCACCAACCCACCAGCUUACGCGCUAUCAAUUUUCUUCAGGCUCAAAACCUACUGCUCACCAACUUCAUUCACUUCAACAUGUUGCUCCUUGUCCCUCGUCCAAACAUCACACAUAUCGACCUCUCCACCAUCACCAACUAUUCCGAUAGUAUCAGCCUCGUAUCCACCCUUCUACUCUCUUUAUUGGCAACUUCAUUUUCUUUUGAGUCUCAUUCAUUCCUUUUAUCCCUCCCUACUAAUCAAGGAUUCAAAUCCCUCCCCCUUCACACUAACCCUUCCUCUUAUUCGUCCCCUUUAGGUGUUGCCAAAUGGAAGCAGUUUUGGACUCUCCAGAUUCCUUUGAAUGCUCGCAAUACUUGGUUCCGGAUCCUUCAUGAAAAAGUUACUACUCGUCAAUUAUUACAUCAACGGCUUCGCGAUUCAUUUACCCCGUACUGUCCUCACUGUCAGUCUUCGUCAUCCACAAUCCCCACCAUCAUCGAAGAUACUGAGCACUUCCUCUUUUCCUGUCCUCGAAAAUUGGACGUCUGGCGACAAACUCUCUCUCUUUACAUCUCACCUCGAUUCUCUUACUUUGCGUACGAGGAAUACAUUGCCAUCCUCCACCUUCGCCUCGAUAUUGACCGCUCAUCUCAUGAACUUUUUCCUGCAUUAUCCGUGUUCCAGGUCUUUGCUUGCAUCCAACAGGCUAUCUGGUCUGCUCAUUACCGCCAAGUUUUCCAGCACGUCCCUUUCAUCCCGUCUACUGUCAUCCACUCCAUUCAUCGUACUCUCCUCAAUUUAGACUCCCAACUUUCCUUCGAUACAAUUAUCUGA
Mucor velutinosus is the source of this 1806-nucleotide messenger RNA. Its product is annotated as Vacuolar calcium ion transporter. The transcript has 2 exons. The record is from RefSeq and is a predicted model, not a curated record. Lineage: Eukaryota; Fungi; Mucoromycota; Mucoromycetes; Mucorales; Mucoraceae. Bases 1 to 1806 code for a protein of 601 amino acids.